Penicillium verhagenii is the source of this 1050-nucleotide messenger RNA. RefSeq lists its product as uncharacterized. The record is from RefSeq and is a predicted model, not a curated record. The coding region runs from base 1 to 1050 and encodes 349 amino acids. NCBI's taxonomy places the organism in Eukaryota, Fungi, Ascomycota, Eurotiomycetes, Eurotiales, Aspergillaceae. The transcript has a single exon.
AUGACCAAGUGCGACCAUCCUGCAUGGCUGGAAGUUCUGCAAGGCGAGGCAGGGCCAAUCCUCACUCAUGGCUGGCGGCUACCUCAGAUUAUCCAAGACUUUCCUAACCCUUCAAACCAAAAUCCCCAAAUAACUCUUUUUAUGGGUCGCCGUCUUAAAGAAAAGGCCUUGCGAAAACUCUGUGACAGUAACUACAAAGGACAGAGACGAAAGAGUGCCAUCAAUAUCAGAGCUGACAACCGCUCUUUGCAUUCCGCAAAGCCAAAACUGUUUGCUGACUGCGACCCGACAUCAAAAGGCCUAGAAAGAGCUUGCGUCGUUCCUCAAACCUGCCAUCAGGACCACACGCUCUCAUUUCGCUCCCUACCUUAUGAAGUUCAUGAUCUUGUCUUUUGUCGCUUGAUAUUUAUGUUUGUUGAUGUUAUCUGCAUCUUUGCGGAUGACUUAGGGGGGCUAGGUGCAGUGGAGGACAUGAUCCUGGAUUGGGGGCAUAUUAGCUCCGGAUCCUCGACAACCCCGGCUAUUCGUCCAAGAGUCAUUGUGGUGGUCAAUCAUGCUCAAAGUAUCACGCAUGAUAUCUUAGACGAGAAGAACUUCCUUUAUGAUCUCUACAUGAAAGAGCCUGCGCUUAGCCUCUCAUUUGCAGAUAUCCGAUUUAGCCGCUUACCAUCCGAUGAACUCAAAUCUGGUCGAUUCCUGUCUCUUGGUGCAGAUAUCACACGACAGCUACAUGAGGCUAGCUUCGCACGGGUGAAGGAGAAUGUUCUAUUCUCUGCAACACAUCUUUGCGAUUUAUUCAAGUCAGCCGCCGAAAGUCUGUGUCAAUCUCCGUCUGCAUUGACCGAAUUCAACUUCAUUGCCGCUGCCAGAGCUCAAAAUCCUUUGGAUGGCUCAUUCACGUCUCAUUUAAAAGAUUUCAUUAUUCUAGCCGGCAAGAGUAGACUUCCAUAUGAAGGAGUCUCGUCCCAUAUCGCAUCUGCUAUUCUAAUGGAUGCAUAUCCACCUGGAAUGCAUUGUGAGUACAGCUCCUUUUCUCCAAGUAAAACUUGA